AUGGAUUGCUGCGAAUUCGACACCAAAGAUGAGGCCCAAUUCGCCUCUGAUGGCGAAGGGGAAGCUUUCGAUUGGAACUCGGUGAGCCUUACAGAAAGUGAAGAGCUGAUACUGACCCCUCUGAUGCUCCAAUCCAUCGACGGUCGCCUUUCUACCUCAUUUGGCGAUGCAGAUGGCGAGGGAGAAGCACCCGUUACGACCGGCACGUCGGGCGGUUCGGGCGGCGUCGUGCCACCCUUUGGCAAUGCCCACUUCGUGGCGGUGGCCUACAACGGCAACAAGAGCGACGAGGAGGUGCAGAGCGAGCAGCUCGACAACGGCGACGAGGGCUUGAGUCUAGGAAAGCAGCCAUGGGGCGUGCGUACCCUACAAGAGCACCACAACCGCAGGAAGCUCAGCAGCGGCUGCCGAAUCAAGUUUGCGGUUGUUGACGUGGGGCGGUGCUGGCGAAGGCGAGACAACGAAAGAGUGUCUGCGGCGCUGGCGGACGACGACAGGGUGCAUGUCACCACACGAGGUGCCAACUUUGACCUGGUGCUCCGAUACCGACCUGAUGGCCGCUUCCUCCUUGCUGGGCUCGUCUUGCGGCAACCGCCAUCGGGCUGGCCCUACCCGGUCCGUAGCGUGGCGGUGUGGGGCUACGGGGCAUCCGACGACGAAGCGGAGCCCGUUCCAGGCGAGUACUCAGAGUGCUUCAACGACCUCGACGAGGGUAGGAGCCUGGUGCAGGAUGAGGUCCCUUCGGAUCUGGUUCUUCCUCUGCCGCUCGCCUACCUCCACAUCGGACCAGACGAUCGUGCCGUCUACGUGCCCUUGCAUAGGCCGGUCCUGGUCAAGUAUCUCCACGUCAAGUUCAUCUCGGCCUACAACACACGCAGCAACGACAGGGCGCCCAACAUCGAGGUCGGGUUCUUGGGCCUGACCGGACUUUGCGUGCCGCCGGGCGGUCGUCUGUUCGACAGCAAGGUGAGCGCCGAAGAAGAGCAGAUCAUGUUCACGAAGCGGCUCCCGCCGGCCAUGGUCUACGGCUACAGGCCACCACCGGUGCUGAUCUCCCUCACCGAGGAGUUCUACGACUACAUGCUCUCGCAUCGAUUCGUCUACCUCUUCCCUCAAAAUGCCCUGGCGCACCACUGCCUGCAGACCCUCAGCCGCUAUGCCACACCCUUUGAAGACCUGCGAGCGAUGCUCAACGAGGUCAUCAAGGAGGGCACCGUGCCGAGCGUGGGUGAUUUGGCCUUCUUCCAUGGACCCUCACCCUUCGACGCUCAGCUUGCCAGGCUGUGCGGGCUCUGGAACGAAAACCCAACCAUUGCCUUCAUCGAUCUGCACAACCAGCUGUUCUACGUCAGCAACAACGUCGAUCUGACCACAGAGAAGGUGCGCGGCUUCUUGCAUGACUGCUUGGCCGGUACCUAUCCCCGCCAGAUGCGGCCUUCGGAGCUCGCGCGAAUCGGCCGCCUUGGCAGCGGCGCAUUCGGGUCCGUGUUCAAGGCCGUUCACAAGCCCACCGGCGAAGAGGUGGCGGUGAAGGUCUUGACCGAGUCGAAGCCUGAGGAAGUCGCUCUGCUCCAGAUGUGCCGUGAAUGUCCGGAGAUUGUGCAGUGUCGCGCUUCCUUCAAGAAUCCCAGAGCCGACAGCAUUUGGGUGGUGCUGGAAUAUUGCGGUGGUGGUAGCGCCUGGGACCUCGUGGACGACAUGCUCUUCCAGAUGAAAGAGGAACAUGUGGCCACUAUUCUCAAGAGCGUGCUCACGGCCCUGGUCUACCUCGAGGAACACGGUAUCCUGCACCGUGAUAUCAAGCCCGACAACAUACUCUUUACGGCAGACGGCCAUGUCAAGUUGACCGAUCUAGGGUGCGGCCGCGUGUUGAAGAAGGGCGACAUGGCAGUAAGCCAGGCGGGACAUAUAGUCACGCGGCCGCCAGAAAUGGGUCGCAUGUACUAUGACCACAGAUCCGACAUCUGGAGCGUGGGCAAGGUCGCCCUCCUGCUGGCCCGUCUGGCCAAGCUGCCCGAGGUGAUCCAAAUCCAGCACGCUGAGGACGUGGAGUAUGGUGACUGGCACCCAUUCCUCCGCAACUUCGUCCAGCGCUGCCUUCAGCCUCAGCACAGCCGAGACAACGCCGCCUCGAUGCUACAGGAUCCAUUCAUCACCACGUUUGCGAGAGAUCACACCCUCUUCAGGGACUACUGCCAGUUCGUGGAGCUCGCAAAGAGGAAUCAGUUGAAUCAAGUCAAGCCCGUCAUCAGCCUGCUGGAUCAGUUGCGCUUGAAGGAUGAGUCAACGAACCAGAUUGCGUUCAUCCUCGAUGUGUUCUCAUCGACCCUCCAACGUUGCACGGGGAACGAGCACCUGCACAUUGACCUCAAGGAGGCCCUCGAAUUGGCCUUGAUCGACCACACCACCCGUAUCCUCAUCAUCGGCGGCACACGCGAGGGAAAGUCAUCGUUCAUCAACGCCUUGGCCGGAGCUAAACUCUGUAAGGUGAGCAGCGUGCUCAAGGAGACCAUGGGCUGUGAGUGGCGAGAUCUGAACCUGGGCAGGGACAAGAUCAAGAUCAUGGACUCCCGCGGCAAUGCCGAAUUCGAUAGCAACGUGGUGUACGAGGAUGAGGACUUCAAGUCCUUCGUCUACAUCCCGGAGAAGACUCCUCUCCAGCUGAUCAAGGAGGAGCUGCGCAAGGGCCAUCCGGACAUCGUCAUCUUCGUGGCCAAGGCCAAGCAGCUCGACACCCAACAAAACAAGGAGAACCUACUGUUCCUGAAGGAGGUCCUCCAGUUCAUCAGGGAAAGCAAUCCCAGGCGGCCGUUUCCCUGCGUGCUCGGGGUCGCCUCGCAGGUCGACGAGCUGGACCCAGUCAGACGACCGCCCGCCGAUAAACUUCCCGUGAUUGAGCAGGCGCGGACGAUCCUGCACUCCCGCAUGGAGGAAUGUCUUCGGCCUCUCUUCGAGCAGGUGGCGAACGAGAGCAUUGAAGUGGGCACUUCGGUGACGCUGGACUUCCAGCUCGCUCCGAAGCUGAGCACAUUUGCCGUAUGCAGCGUCGUGGAGUGGUCCGACGACGGCACGGAGAUCGUUGAGGAUCACCGCUGGGGCAUCGAUGCUGUGCGCCGUCACCUGACCGAGGACGGCAGCGUUCGCGUUACACUCGGCCUGGACCAGCCUCGCCUGGUAGCCAGGGCAUGGGCCAACUACUACGGCCAGUUCAUCAACCUCGUGCUGACCGAGCAGCUCAACGUGCCCAUUCAGAUUUGGGUGCUCCUGGCUCAGCUGGUCGUGUGUACCGGUCUAGUCACCAGGACGCCCCACUCCAACAUCAACUCGUUCUUUGAGCAGCUUUGCUUCGUCGACGUGCCGGGCAAGCCGGGACAUAUCUACGUCUACCGGGGCAUGUUCUCGUGGAAGUAUCGUCUCCUGCACUGCACCGAGCUGCUCAAUCGUGUGGCUGAGGCCCUGGGUGAGUUCAUCGUGAAGGGCCACAUCCACAGCACGCCCGCCACCUUCGAACGGCUGCUGGCCAUCUUGUGGGCCGCCUGA
Messenger RNA from Acanthamoeba castellanii str. Neff, 3540 nucleotides. Its product is annotated as serine/threonine kinase. The record is from RefSeq and is a predicted model, not a curated record. The transcript is spliced from 19 exons. Gene Ontology annotation, molecular function: GTP binding; protein serine/threonine kinase activity; ATP binding. The coding region runs from base 1 to 3540 and encodes 1179 amino acids. Gene Ontology annotation, cellular component: cytoplasm. Lineage: Eukaryota; Discosea; Longamoebia; Acanthamoebidae. Gene Ontology annotation, biological process: protein phosphorylation.